CCGCCGGGGCGCUACCGGCCUCUCGCGAGAGCAGGGGAAGGGGGCGGUGCCGCUGCAGCUGCGGCUUCGCGCCGCGGCCGCCCUGACAGAGGGGAAGGAGGGAGAGGCAGCGGCCGGGCUGGUCCGGUCCCUCCGCUCCCUGCCGACGCGGCCUCUCCGGCUCGGCUCUUCCCUUCGCGACUCACCCUGGCCAUGGCCGGCCGCGCGCCGCGGGGGCCCCCGUUCCGCCGCCGCUGAGGAGCCGCCGCUAUGAAGAAGGGCCGCUCCCGGGGGGACAAAGCGGGGACCCCCCCGCCCCCCAGGAGGGAGUCCGGCCGGGCGGCCGCCGCCGAGAGGAGAGCGGCCCCUGCGGGGGGCGGCAGGAGGGAGCCGCAGGACGCCAGGGCCCCGGGCGUCGCCUACAGGGAGACGAAAGAGAAGGAUGUGGUAACAGAAUCCGCUCCAUUACGGUGCAGAAAGCUCAGUAACCCUGACAUCUUUUCAUCUACUGGGAAAACUAAACUCCAUCGUCAGCUAAGUCAAGAUGACUGCAAACUGCGUAGGGGUAGCCUGGCCAGCUCUCUGUCAGGUGCAAAUGUUUCAACGUGGCCCUUAUCUACUCCAUCCCAGAGGCUGGUCCAGAUUAGAAGGCAAAAAAACGAACUCGGGAUGACAUGUUUGCCGAGCUCAUGCAGUUCUCCCGCACUGAUAGGGCCCAGCUGAAUGCGUGGAGGCAAACAACUGCGGAGUCCCAUAA
This is a messenger RNA of Chelonoidis abingdonii (Abingdon island giant tortoise), 736 nucleotides long. NCBI's taxonomy places the organism in Eukaryota, Metazoa, Chordata, Testudines, Testudinidae. The record is from RefSeq and is a predicted model, not a curated record.